Dioszegia hungarica is the source of this 2004-nucleotide messenger RNA. Its product is annotated as putative gamma-glutamyltranspeptidase 1 precursor. The transcript has 11 exons. NCBI's taxonomy places the organism in Eukaryota, Fungi, Basidiomycota, Tremellomycetes, Tremellales, Bulleribasidiaceae. Gene Ontology annotation, biological process: glutathione catabolic process. Gene Ontology annotation, molecular function: glutathione gamma-glutamate hydrolase. The record is from RefSeq and is a predicted model, not a curated record. The coding region runs from base 1 to 2004 and encodes 667 amino acids. Gene Ontology annotation, cellular component: plasma membrane; fungal-type vacuole.
AUGUCCGGCCCAUCCGCUCCGUCUAGCAAAUCUGCCCACGCCCCAUCCGUAUGGGACCGCCUCUCCCCUUUCAGCUCCUCUCGGUCUCGCUCGAAAUCGUCCAGAGCGCUGGACGAGGAGGAGCCUCUCCUCUCAGGCCCGAACGACAUCGAGGUCCUGGAGGUGGAAGGUAGGCAAUCGCGAUUCACGCGGACACAGCUUCUGCUGUUCCUGCUGUUUCAGGUCGCUUGCUUUGCACUCGGAGCGUCACUUGGGAAGUUGCUAUCCUCGAAAGACGGCAAUGGAAAGGCGAAGGGGCCAUUGGUACCGCCAGUAUGGACGCUGCCUCCUCCAACAGGAGACCGCCGCAACCCCGCCUAUCUCAUUAAAGCCCACUCCGGAGCCGUCGCAUCCGAAGACAAGACCUGCUCAGAAAUGGGCGUAGCUAUCAUGCGGGACCACGACGGGACCGCCGUCGACGCAGCAGUCACCACUACUCUGUGUAUCGGCCUGCUCAACGGGUUCGCAUCCGGUAUAGGUGGCGGAGGGUUCAUGAUGGUCCGUGUACCGACCGACGAUUCGGGACUGGGAACGAAAGGCGGGAACAUGACUGCGAUUGACUUUAGGGAGACGAGUCCCAAGGAGAGCAGUAAGGAGAUGUAUGGAAUCAAGGGAGCAGGGAGGAACGCGGCGCAGGUCGGGGGUCUGGCUAUUGGUGUUCCAGGGGAGCUGAGGGGUCUUGAGGCCGCCCACAAGCUGUACGGGAAGCUGCCCUGGAAGGCUCUUGUAAUGCCCGUCGCGGAUUUGGCCAAAGGCUAUCAGGUCAGCCGAGAACUAGCAAGGAGAAUACGAAUCUUUGGUUACUUUAUGCCCGAAGAUCAAACAUGGAUGGACAUCUACGCCCCCAGAGGCUAUCUCGCCGUCGAAGGCGACUAUAUCAAGCGAAUCAACUAUGGCAAAACGCUCGAGCGGAUCGCAGAUGGCGGUGCGGACGCGUUCUAUAAUGGAGAAAUCGCGGAGAAGAUGGUCAAGAGCAUCAAGAAGGCUGGUGGAGUCAUGACUGUCAAGGAUCUCAAACACUUUGAAGCGAAUGUGUACCCUGCGAUACAUCACACCUACAACGGACGUGAAAUCUACACAACAGCAGCACCAUCAUCGGGCGGCAUCCUGCUUGCCCUCCUCCGCCUGAUUGAGCCCUUCCGGAUAUCUCAAACGGGCGGGCUCGACAACCCGCUCAACGUCCACCGCUUCAUCGAAUCCCUCAAGUUCGCCUUUGCCGCUCGAUCAGAAGUGACGGAUCCGGCCUUUGUCAAGGACCCGGAGAGGCUGGAUCGGUUUUAUCAGAGUGGAUGGGCGGAUGAUGUCCGGGCCAAGAUCACGGAUAACUCAACGCAUAAAGUCGAUUACUAUGGUAUGGAGUUCGACCACAUCGAGGACCACGGAACGACGCAUUUGAGCGUGGUGGACCAGUGGGGAGGCGUAGCUGCUGUCACGUCCACUGUCAACCUCAUCUGGGGAAGUCAUGUCAUGUGUCCCGAGACCGGUGUCAUCUUCAAUGACGAGCAAGAUGACUUCGCUGUACCCGGCGCACCUGAUGCCUUCGGCCUUCCUCCAAGUCCUUGGAACUACCCUGCCCCGGGCAAGAAACCCAUGUCCUCUACCUCUCCUACCAUCAUCCUUUCUCCAUCCGGCAGCCUCUAUGCGACCCUGGGUGGAUCCGGUGGAUCGAGGAUAUUCGGCUCCCUCGCCCAAGUCCUGCUGCACCUCGAUGCAGGACUAGACAUCUCCCAAGCGAUUGAGAAGCCACGAUACCACUCACAGGUCGUUCCGAACGUGACUACCAUUGAGGUUGGGCCUGAGGGGGCGCCAGAGAGGGUUCUGAAGGGGCUCAGGGAGAGGGGGCAUGUCGUUGGAGAAUUCGACAUCAAUCUGGGGGUAUCAGAGAUCCAGGGGAUCGUGGUGCAGAACGGGACGAUCUGGGCGAGCAGCGAUUCGAGGAAGAACGGUAUUUCUGCGGGAUACUAA